GCGAAGCGAGGCAGAUCUUGUCAUUUUUACCUGUUUCUACCCGUUAAACCAUGUCAAAUCAACGCAAGAUGUGCAAACCAAAGUCGUACCGUUGUGCAGAAUGUGCAAAAGGCUACACGACACCCGGAGGACUCACACAGCAUCGAACAAGGGGUCACGAGCUGCCUAUCGCCCUUCGGAAAAUGGCAGAACAGCAAUCUCAACAUCUUGACAUAACUCGCGUGACCACUGCGCAAGCUCAACUGCCCGAACCUCCUCCUCUCAGUCGUUCGCCCUCACUCGAGCCUCGAAUUCCGGAUGCACCAGGGACAACACCCCCUCCAAACCAUGUUGAGACCCACCCAAUUAUUGAUGGUACCCCCUGUGAUUCCGAGGGCUACGACUACGACAGACCACCCCAGGAUCUCCUUCAAGAUAGAAUUCUUGAGGAGAUCUGCUACCCAUUUCUAUCCCCCUCCGAAUUCCGCUUGGCUGAUUUUCUCACCGGAAAUAUCGACGAGCUCGUUAGCACCAUUUGAAUUCCAUCUUCCGUGCGGCACUUCUCAUUGGUUAUGCUGCGAAACAUCGAAUUCCUAUUCAAUACAGUUUCUACUAUACUCAUUCAUAAUGCACAUGAGAUUGUUAGUUGAU
Messenger RNA from Coprinopsis cinerea okayama7#130, 630 nucleotides. RefSeq lists its product as hypothetical. The record is from RefSeq and is a predicted model, not a curated record. Lineage: Eukaryota; Fungi; Basidiomycota; Agaricomycetes; Agaricales; Psathyrellaceae. The transcript is spliced from 2 exons. The coding region runs from base 51 to 518 and encodes 155 amino acids.